Messenger RNA from Danaus chrysippus (African queen), 864 nucleotides. The record is from the annotation of a GenBank genome assembly. Lineage: Eukaryota; Metazoa; Arthropoda; Insecta; Lepidoptera; Nymphalidae.
AUGGAAGUUAUAGUGGCAAACGUGGAUCAUAUAAAAUUUGACAUCGACUAUGCUUUAGAGCAGCAGUAUGGAGCCCUGCCUUUACCCUUUCCUGGAAUGGAUAAAUCUACCGCAGCAGUUUGUGAAUUCUACAGCCAACCUGGGGGAUGUGGUAACGGGCCACAGUGCCCUUAUAGGCAUGUGAGAGGAGACCGAACAGUAGUAUGUAAGCAUUGGUUGCGAGGUCUCUGCAAGAAAGGCGACCAGUGUGAAUUUCUACACGAAUAUGACAUGACCAAGAUGCCUGAGUGUUAUUUUUAUGCUAGAUUUAAUGCUUGCCACAAUAAGGAGUGUCCGUUUCUUCAUAUUGAUCCAGAAAGCAAAAUUAAAGACUGCCCAUGGUAUGACCGUGGGUUUUGUAGACACGGUCCACAUUGUAGACAUCGCCAUGUCAGAAGAGUUCUCUGUAUAAAUUACUUGGCAGGCUUCUGUCCUGAUGGUGCAAGCUGCAAGUACAUGCACCCGAGGUUUGAAUUACCAGCUCCUCCGGAACAGACCAAGGAUGCUAAGAGACUUCCCGUCUGCCACUACUGUUCAGAAGUAGGACAUAAAGCUUCCACUUGUCAUAAGAUACCUCCUGAUCAACGAGAAGUAGCCCAGAAACAGGAGGAGGCUCGUUAUAGAGCCUUGGGUUAUGUGAAGCCUGCCGUAGAUGGUGAAGAACUAAGAUUACAAAGACUGAUCCACAAGCCACUGGAGGAAGUGACAUGUUUCAAGUGCGGUACUAAGGGACAUUACGCCAACAAGUGCCCCAAAGGUCACCUGGCCUUCCUAUCAAACCAACCUCCUCCCGGCAACCCCAAUGUGUUUAAAAAACCUAACUAG